AUCGGGUGCGGACAGCUGCGGCAUGCCAAUGAGCUCUGGAUACUGGACACUAGAGCAUCGCCCACCAUAAAUAGAUGCCAUCUUCACUGGGCCGCCACACUCACAAUGGAUCUGCUCAAGAGGAAACUGCUGCUCCUGGUCGUUGGGUUUUGCCUAUGUGCCUGCGUCCGGGGCACUCUGGUCAUCCAGAAAACCAAGCCAGCUCUUCCGGAUCCCAGUCAGCUGCUCGCUAAACUUCCACCCAAGCCGGACUUUCUAAAGGAUCCCAGCCAACUGCUGGCCAAAAUCAUGAAAGCAAAGCCAUCUCUUCCUGAUCCCAGUCAGCUGCUUGCCAAAUUGCCACCAAAGCCGGAAUUCUUAAAGGAUCCCAGCCAGCUGCUCUCCAAAUUCGUCAAACCAAAGCCCGUUUUUGUGAAACCUGUGAUUGUCAAACCCGUGGUGGUGGUUAAACCCGUGGUUGUCGGCGGAGGAGGAGGAGGAGGAGGCGGAGGCGGUGGGCAUGGUCAUGGACACCAUGGACACCAUGGACAUCAUGGCAAGGAUAAGCUUACUUUUUAGAUUACUCUAUGAGAAAGUAUUAUACAAAGGGAUAUAAUAAUGUAAAAGGGAGAUACUUAUAAAACAAAUUAUAAAACUGA
Molecule: messenger RNA, 638 nt
Organism: Drosophila subpulchrella
Lineage: Eukaryota; Metazoa; Arthropoda; Insecta; Diptera; Drosophilidae
Product: chorion protein S38
Exons: 1
Coding region: 106-558 (150 amino acids)
Source: RefSeq, a predicted model, not a curated record